UCCUAUCAGGCGCCGCCCACAGAGCAUCCUCCAUUACUUUUAAUCUCCUUGCCUACGAAUGCUAUUUUUCUAGGUUUACUGCUAAAACUGUUGUACACUCUCCACAUCCGGUUUUUCAGUUCUUGCUUGCAUAAAUCGUCUUCCUUUCCUGCCUGCAUAAUAAUUAACGAAUAACAGAUCUAAAACCAAAAUAAAGCCAAUAAAAGACUGUCGAGAGUGGUGUGACCACAGUAGAGAAUCUUUCGUGUUACAGCAGCUUCAAAUUUGUGCUUGAAAUAGCAUGGCAACGUUGUCAUAGUCAUGGAGUGUUUGUUCAAUAUUAGAUCGGCAUGACGGCAUGAUCUGAAUCUGAGUCUAUGACAACAAACAAUCAUGUUUACAUUCUUGGCCUAGACUCGGCUAUGUUAUUAUCUACAAGAUCUACAGACUAUAGAGACCUACUAUAGCCUACCAGAAGACUAGGCCUAGAGUCCCAGGGGAGAGUCUCUUGUUAGCAGCAGUGGCAAUGUCAAUGGGAACACUUCUAAGACAAGUCACAAGUACUACACUAGUCUAGAUUCUAGAUAUCUAGAGUCUGGAGGUUCUGAGUCUGAGUGGAACAAAUUGCAUGACAUGACAUGAACCUUGCCUUGGAUCAGAAUUUUUUUUUUAAUUGAAAAAAGCCUCUGAACUUUUAUUUAUAGGCUAUUGAUCUAGAAUCUAAAUUACUGAUAAAUUUUCUCACCCUGUGACUGUUGUGUGGCAGAAAUUAAUUUUGACAAAUACAGCAGGGUUAAGUUUGAUAAACAAGGAAACAUGUUGAAUGUGGAUAAAAAGAGGAAGGAGAAUACAAUGUUUUCCUCAGGACAAGAUUUUAAUGAUGACAGUGCUAUGGAAAAAGAAUCGUGUUGUCAACUUAAUGUCUGUACACCCACUGAUAAUGGUGAAGACGUAAAGCCUGAUGUUUUUCCUGUUGUGAAAACUGAACCCUGUGGUUCUCCUAGGUCUUGUUGUAGCAGUGAUAGUGAUAGUACUGAUAGAGAUCCUGUAAAACCUGACAUCAGGAGUGGGGAGUCUGUGGUAAAAGAAGAGUUUGGUUCUAGCUCCAUGCUUGAACUUGAAGAGGAAAAACCUGCAGCUAUUGAAAGUGAAAGUUUCAAAGGAGAAAUAAAGCAAGAUGUUGAAGCAGACCUACCAUGCGAUGUAACUGAUGUCUGCCAGCCUGUCGAAAACGAAUGUAUUGACAUUGAGAUUGAUAGAGACGAGCCCUUGUUUUCAUUUCCUGAAGAAGAAAACACAAAGACUGAAGAGUGUCAGAAAUGUAGACCGACUUGUUUUUUGAAAGAGGAACCACAGCUUGGACUUUUCCCUAAUCAUUGUCCAGAAGUGAAGACUGAACUAGAUCUAGAUGAUGAUAGACUUAAUGUGAAGCAGGGAGAAGAAAACAUAGAGACUAAAGUAACGUGUGUGAAAUGUACUUGUGUUUUGAAAGAUGAACCACAGCUUGGACUUUUCCCUAAUCACCGUCUGGAAAUGAAACAGGAAAUAGAGAAUAAUGUCAAUGUGAAGCAGGAAGUGCUGGAAGAGGAGUGUGGAUCAAUGUUGGAUUGUUAUAAUGAGGCCGAAGAAAUACAACAGCAAAUCGCUGAUGUGACGAGUUUGUGUGCAGGACAGAGUUCGCACGCAGGCACUGAUCAUGCUGAUGUUGUAACUGGUGACGGUUCAACUUUAUCUUUUUCUGCUGACUCAGCUCUUUUGGAAAACAAUGUCGCAAAUUCUGGUUAUGCUGUCUUGGCCGGCUCAGAUCAAGGUGGCGUUCCUUACGACCACAGUCUGGCUACCUCCACACACCCAGCAACACAGCAAUACCUCUUGGAGAGACACGGAGUCGGUCCUAGUUGCGAUGUUGUUGACACAAGUCAAAUAGGUGAUCAAAGAAAAGAUGACCGUGCCUCGGAAGAAACCACAUCUUCUAUCCAUAAUCCGGAGAAGAAAGUCUUUGAUCUAUAUCUCAGCAGAGAGUAUGAUAAGGACAUGUGCAGCAAAAGUGCAGUAAAUGAUGGCCAGAAGCAGAAAGGUUACGCUUCCGAAAUAACGAUGGUUAUGGCGAAUACCACUUCGGGAACGGAGCACGUAUGUCAUAUUUUCACGCAGGCAUCUGAAGAAAAACCGCUAAAAGAACGCACUACGGUAAAGUUGAACGAGCCAUCAUGUGACUACAGCCCAGAUAUUGUUCGGCAGUCCACAAGUGACAUUUCCGACUUGGGCUUUUCUUCGACUUCUUGUUCACAAUCUCUUGUUCCAUCCACUAAUUGUACCCAGUCUUCUGGUGGUGCAUUACCUCAACAACUGCACAGAGAGACUCCUCCUGGACAAGAUAGCAACGCUGUCCCUGAUGGACCCAAGUCUGCGACUGGCAAAAGAAUAAGUGCUGGAGAAAAAGAAAAGCCUUACAAAUGUGAUGUUUGUGGUGCAGGGUAUAUACAUGCUCGAAGCCUUAACAGACACAAGCGGAUUCAUCUAGAAGAAAACCCUUACAAGUGUGAAGUUUGCUGUGAAAAGUUUGCCGAGAGCAUUCAUCUGAAGAGUCACAAAAGAACACAUGCUAUGAAAGAAAAGCUUUACCACUGUGAAAUAUGUGGCGUUGGCUUAAAAAAUGAGAUAAAACUACAGAGCCACAAAAGAAAACACACGGGCGAAAAGCCUUUCCAGUGCAAAGUCUGUGGUAGACAGUUUGCAGAGCCGGGCGGUUUGAAGAGUCAUGAAAUAAUUCACUCGGGAGAGAAACCUUACAAAUGUGAAGUAUGUGAUAAACGGUUUGCACGGAAACAAGAUUUAAGGAUUCAUGGCACGACUCACACUGGACAAAAACCUUAUAAGUGUGAAGUUUGUGAUGCUGUGUUUGCACAGUGUAGUGAUCUAAAGAUUCAUAAAAGAACACACACAGGAGAAAAGCCUUACGGAUGCGAUGUUUGUGGUGCUAAAUUUGCCAAGAGUGGCUCUCUAAAGAGUCACAGAAAACUACACUCUGGAGAAAAACCUUACAAGUGUGAAGAUUGCGAUAGACGGUUUGCAAGAGCCUCUGGCUUAAAGAGUCAUAGAAAGAGACACAGCGGAGAAAAACCGUACAAGUGUGAAGUUUGUGGCAUUGGGUUCACUUUAAGGCAAUAUUUGAUUGUGCAUACUAGAACACACACAGGAGAAAAGCCUUACAAAUGUAAAGUCUGCGGACUUAGGUUCAUAAACACAGCCAAUCUACACGCCCACGAGAAAACGCACUCAGGAGAAAAGCCUUACGGCUGCGAAGUUUGUGGCAAACAGUUCGCACUAAAAAGCUAUUUAAAGAGACAUAAAAAAACGCACACUGGAGAAAAAUCGUUCAAAUGUGAAGUUUGUGGUAAAUGGUUUACAUCGAGAUACGGUUUGAAGACUCAUUAUGAAAGAACACAUAGCCAAGAAAAGCCUUACGGUUGUGAAGUUUGUGGUGUUAGGUUUGCUCAGGGCGACCGCUUGACGGUGCAUAUGAGAACACACGCAGGAGGAAAGCCUUACCCGUACAAGUGUGAAGUUUGUGGUGUGAAGUUUCCUAAGAGCAGUCGCUUGACAGCACAUAUGAGAACACACACAAGAGAAAAGCCUUACAAGUGUGAAAUCUGUGGAGCUGAGUUUACUCAGAAGCUUAAUCUACUGAUCCAUGAAAAAAUAAUACACACUAGAAAAACCUUACAAUUGUGAAAGUUUGUGAAUAUUUGUAAAUUGUUUGCACAUGCUGACUGCGUAAAGAAUCAAAAUACUGCGGUCAAAAAUUUGUGGCGCAACUUAUUGUCAAGCAUUGCCUCAACUAUCGAACAUAGACUCUCCAGCUUUUUCACAGUGACUUGUAUCAAUUUGUUUUAACGUUAAAAUUUUUGUAAAUUCCUGUUGACUGUUUUCUAGAAAAUUCCUUAUAAAUACUAAUUAAAAAUCCCAGUGGGUGGUUUCUACAGAUUUUGAAAG
Molecule: messenger RNA, 3975 nt
Organism: Aplysia californica (California sea hare)
Lineage: Eukaryota; Metazoa; Mollusca; Gastropoda; Aplysiida; Aplysiidae
Product: zinc finger and SCAN domain-containing protein 2
Exons: 2
Coding region: 796-3714 (972 amino acids)
Biological process (GO): regulation of transcription by RNA polymerase II
Molecular function (GO): RNA polymerase II cis-regulatory region sequence-specific DNA binding; DNA-binding transcription factor activity, RNA polymerase II-specific
Source: RefSeq, a predicted model, not a curated record